Molecule: messenger RNA, 4845 nt
Organism: Cooperia oncophora
Lineage: Eukaryota; Metazoa; Nematoda; Chromadorea; Rhabditida; Trichostrongylidae
Source: the annotation of a GenBank genome assembly
AUGGCUUUGCAGAAGUCCAAUAACGACUUGACUAAAGCUUACAAUCUUUUAUCGGAUAAUAAAGAACCUGUUCAUGAUGUUUUUGCUUCAGCGGCUACCGAAUGGAGUACAGAAGACCAUGAAGCUGGCCCUUCAAGCGAUAUUUUCCCAACAUCAUCAUUUAGAAAUAUGCGACGGGCUGUGAAAAGUGAUGAUUGUAGUAUAUUUGCUAAUGAGAUUUCAAUUGUGCGCUGCAUCGAGGCAUCAAAGGGUUUGCUCAUCAAUAAUGUAUUUGAUCCUGUAUGUAGUGAAUUUGUGGACGUUUAUCUCCCAAAGUGCAUCUCAAUGCAUGUCAAUCCGCCUGAGCAUCUGUUCCUCAACGAUGACAUCCUCGGUCAAAGUGUCCAUUUUUCUAAGGAAGUUGCUCAAUUAAUACCUAUCAGGUUAUCGAAACUGCCUGUAUCAAGCUCGUUGUGCCAUGCAAUGACUGAUCUGUUCAACCCUCGUAAUAAGAUGUUUUGUGCAUACCGUCGUCUUUCACCUUCGGAAGUGCAGAACCGUUCUUUCGAUAUCCAGGUAUCUUAUUGUGAUAUUAGAAAAACGAUGAAUGGCAAAGAGCACACACAUAGGUUGCUACAAGAAUUGAUUGAUCUCUUCGUAUCGUCGUCAGGAUUUUCAAAUGUAAACGAACUUUUGCGAAAUCAUCGUGAUAUUUUGACACCAAAGGACGUUUUUGUCCUGCUCUCAGCGUUAGAUUGCAUGCGGAAUUUUCUUGAUGGAGCUAAAAUGCGUCACAUAUUGCUUUCUCUUGUGGAAGGAUCGCUUGAUAUUAUCAAUGAAGUGCCUGAAAAGUCAAUCCGUGACUCGUGGGAUUCGACAAGAUGGAAUUGGAGUUUCUGGAACGCAAGCACUUUUUCAUGUAAUCAUGGUUUACUGAAAUUCUUCUUACGCUGUAUUACAUGUAAUCAACUUGAUGCAAAAGUCUUCGCAUUUCAUGAGCGUAGGGAAGUUGGCUGUAAAAACUCGGUCAUGUCCAAGUGUUCUUUGAUAUCAAUUUGUUCAACUCAUGGCUCAAAGAGAAUAAUAUUCUCAAGCAUGCUGACCUACCUGGAGAAGAUCAGACCGAUAUUAUCGUACAUGACGUCGGAAAUGUCAGCUAGUGAUUUAUCGGGUGUUUGGUCACUGCGGAAGGGUAGAAUGGGAGUGUCAGCUGAUAACUUCUCCACGAUUCUUGUUCAAAUUGGGAAAGGUCUCAAUUGCGAGCAGAUUGGCUGGCUGGAACAGUUGUUUAUUAAGUGCUUUCACGCUAACGAAACAAGGAUGUAUGAUCGUAUUUUUCUCUGCUGUAGGGAUAUUGGUAUAUAUUCGGAAUAUCCUCAAAUUGCUGAAAAGAUGCUCUCAAUUAUGUGGAACCUCAUUGGACUCGCUCGAAAAAAGAAUUUCUUGACAACGAAUGCUGUCAAAUGGUUCAUUGAGCUAGUUUCUAAUAAGAAGGACUGCUUAUCAAGAUGCUUAUAUCAGAAAAUGUCUCGACACGCUAACUGUUCAAACGACGAUCACUUUCCCACCUCAUGCCUUGUUAUAUUGCGUGAAUUGCUAGAAAUGUCUUCAAAUAUAGUUUCUCAGGCGAGAAAUUGCAGACCAAGCUCUAGAGGCUUCAGGAGUCGCGAUCAGUGGGGCGAUCUUUCUCGUCUGGAAUCGAAUCUCGAAGAAGUUAAAUCACUUCUUCGUGAUGUAGACUUUGUAAAGACCCUAUAUGAGAAAUUGGCAUCGUGUAAAGAACUAGCUCGAAAGUUGGCGAAAGAUGAGUCGGAAAACUUUGAACAAUUGGCUGCGGUAGUAAUAUCAGAUGGUUGUUCAUACUCGUUCGCGGUUAAGAACAUACUCGACGUUCUGAAAUGGCUCUUUUUAAAUCAGGUGGUUGAAUUUUCGACUGAAAUCUGUAAUUAUCUUUGGGAGACGUUAUCAUCAGGUGGCAGUGAUCACUCGUCAGAGACUAAAUGUUUGUGCCACCUCAUGGAUUCCAACGAGGACAGACGGUUUCGUGAUAAGGCUAGCGCUCGGUGUCUUGAGUACAUGUGGGAACUAUUGGAAGUAGCGGAAAACAAGGCAAUAGUUCGUGAAGUGAUGCAAAAACUCAUUGAAUUUGCCAGCCGCAAUAGUGACUGCUCACAGUAUCGGUUGUUUCUCACUACAUGCUACCACCGACUGGAUAAUUUACGAACUUCGGAACCGCGAGAACUUGAAGAUCAACGAAACACUUGUCGCCAAGAUGAAUCGGAAUGCAAAGAAGAUGCCGCUCAAGCGAAAACUUCUCAAGACACACUCUGCGAGACAUUGUUCUCAAAUGGUUCCUCAUCACCUGUCAAUCGUUCGACGGCAGAACUUUCCCCAAUUCUGUUACUUCGUGGUAUAGAUCGCCUUCUGCAGCUUAUAGCCAUAUUUGUAGAGUCUGAGGACAAUUUAUUCUUUAUGCCAAGGCAUUACCCACCUCAUGGCGGACUGGUCCCUGGCCGCCCGCUACGCAUUUAUUGCCGUAUUGAAGAUGAUCCAUCUGACGAAAAUUCUCUUAUGUUUCGUACCAAUUCUCAUGAAACCAUUGGGCAAUUUCGAUCUCGUCUCUCCAACAGGUUACACUUUAGAUCAAUUGGAAUAUAUAGAAUUUACGUGCAGAAGGGAGAAAAAUCAGUAGAAGUUCCGUGCUCUCAUGAAUGGAAGACCCUUGAACAGGUUGGUCUGGCAUCAUAUCGUGAUGGUAUUUGCGAGACGGAAGAUAUCGACAUAUCCAUUCGAUGUCCACGUUUGAGCGUUUCUUCUGUGAAGUGCGAUACCGGAAAAUUUAUCUCCGAAAAGCAGCUGCCUGGCGUCAUAGUUCAUGAGACUAGCGGCGUCUUCGAAAUGUUGCAUGAACUCCAAGGAAUCGCAGAUUUGGAAAUACAAAAGUCUUGCCGUCGGAUUCUUUCUCUGAUCCCUGUCGACCCUUCGGUACUAUCUGCUUUUGCUGUUGAAGAGUCGCCGCCAAAAAGUGGGCAUGGGGUAUUCAACGAUUCGGCUAUCAUCGAGAAACUCCUGAACCCUUCUGAUCCAUAUAGGUUGUUGUACACGUUGGAGGUGCUCUGUGGUCUGCUGGUACCAACAUGUGCAAGCAAGAUCACAGUAGCUACUUCUAAUCGGCUUGCUCGUGCUCUUCUGCAGUCAAACGUGUACAAACACCUAUUGAAGCUGCUCGCUCUUCCACAUCUGAUCGCUCCCAUUACACCCUCGGACCGCACUCGGAUGUUUGAGCUACUCACCGUUCUACUGCUUGGGCAAUCAGUUUUGUCGAGCGCCAUAAUGCAUGAAGAGCAAUGUUUGUCGGAUCUGCAGAACUUCAAAAAAUCGGAGCGAAGGAAAGACCCACUUUACGAAGAUUUGUCUACCUUAGCCAUUGACAGUUCUUCGGCUGUUGCGAACUUUGGCAGUGAUGAAUUCCUGAGUUUAAUUACCGUAUUUCGUGAUGCAGUCUGGCGUGGUGCGGCAGGAUGGUUGUUGUAUUCGAUUCGACUUCCCAUAUAUCCGGAAUAUUUUGGCAUAGUACCCAAAGGAUGUAGAUCACCGAAUAACUGUGAAACACCAGAGAACGUGUGGAUCGAACUCCCAAUUUAUAAGGUUCCGGAUGCCCCCUCUGCGUCUCAAUCAAUCCGUGCAGGACACGCCCUAGCUCUUGAUGAUCGCAGUGAAGCCUUGACGAACGAUAUACUUAUGUUGAUGGCUCGAUGUGUAGCCACUCGUUUGAACUCGUCGGGGGUGGAUCAGGCAACAAAAGAGUAUCUACUGACGUUAUACACGACUGACUCGUGGCGUGAAUUCUGGAUGGAUAUUCUUCUAAAUACAGUAACCAUCCGACUCCGACGACAUGCAAGAGAUGCGCUCAUGAGUAUAGCCCGUUGUCUUUCGUGCGAAAGUAGCCUUUGUCCAUUUUUGCAUAUGCUUUUUGAAACGAUCGAGAGAGCACCUUUUGCUGGAGAACGUCUAAAGAAAGCUGAUGAGCUGGGUCAUCGCCAACUGGCAAACAGCCUUGAAAUGUAUCUGUGUCUGGCUUCUAUUUUGGAAUAUAAUCGAAUGAACACUGAAGAAGAUAUUCUCAACGUUUGGCGUAUGAUCAAACGGGAUCCAGUCCAGAUUGCUUGGGAGACGUUCGAAUUUAUGACCGCCACGGACUCCGGUUCCGUCGUUGAGGGCACCAAUGCGGAUUUUAUAUUUGCGAAACUGCGGGUUCUUAGAGCAGUACUCGGGUACACCAACUCGGAAGCACGUAAGAAGAUGGGUGACAUGUUCAUAAUUCCUAUGCUAAGCCGCUGCGUGUUUACACAAGUAACGAAUGAAGCCUUUGGGAGCACCGUUUGGGAAGGAAAAAAUCCGUUGUUGGCUCUGGAGGUGCUCGCCGAUUUAACCGAAUCUUGUCCGGGUAAUGCUGUUCGAUUGAUCGAAUGGCUGGGAAUUUAUUUCGGUAAACCGCGGGAGUUGGAAUGGGAAUAUAGGCCAAUAUUGGAACCUCGCGUUUUGGAUCACGUCGGACUUCAGAACGGUGGUGGCACUUGUUACAUGAAUAGCGUGCUGCAGCAACUGUUCGCCAUUCCUGGACUUGCCAACCACCUUCUCUCCAUUAACGUUUCAAACGAUUGCAACAGUGAAAAUAAUCAGUUGCUGUUAGCUCUUCAGUCGGUGUUUGCUCGACUGACGAUGACUCGUUCUCGCCUCUACGUCCCUCGCGAAAUGUGGGAAACGUUUCGGUUUUCUGGAGCAGAUAGGUUGGACACCCGUCAGCAGCAUGAUGCGGUUGAUUUCUUCACCGAGUUGAUUGAUCGAGUGGAUUCGGCCUUGGAA